GCUCGACAGACUUAAACGUUGUGGUGUUUUUAACAGGUGUUUGGCACGCAAUGGAUAGUGGUAACUUUCAUAGUUCUGGGUUUGUGAUGAAGACCUCCGCAUCUUCUAGGACCUAUAGAGUGGAAAGGUCAAAGGUAGGGGAGCACGAACGGCGGCAGACCAGAAGCCUGUAGGUGAUGGCCAAGCACCAUCCGGAUCUGAUCUUCUGCCGCAAGCAGGCGGGAGUGGCUAUUGGACGACUGUGUGAAAAAUGUGAUGGGAAAUGUGUUAUCUGUGACUCAUAUGUGCGCCCCUGCACACUGGUGCGCAUAUGUGAUGAGUGCAACUAUGGCUCAUACCAAGGACGCUGUGUGAUAUGUGGAGGUCCUGGAGUCUCUGAUGCCUAUUACUGCAAAGAAUGCACCAUCCAGGAGAAGGAUCGGGAUGGUUGCCCCAAGAUUGUCAACCUAGGCAGCUCAAAAACCGAUCUCUUCUACGAGCGCAAAAAGUAUGGAUUCAAGAAAAGGUGAUACUAUUUCCAACCUGAUGAACCUGCUGGAGCUGGAAAGGAUCCCUCCUGUAUUGUUGGACUACGGUCUCCCCCCUUCCUGCCCUUUGGGAAAAAGUUGAUUAGUUUUCUUUCAGUCCUUGGCAAACUGUUGGGAAAGCUAGUCUCUACAAAUAAAUGAUGAGAGACUCUUGGCUCAGUUCCCUUUCCUCAGCUGUUGCUAAUGUUAAAAGAUGAGAAGAUUGUCUCUAUCUGCACCUCAAAUUCUGAAAGUUUAGAUUUCAGCCCUCUUGAUUUCUAUUCCAUGACUUUAUAGAUGAAGAACCUGAACAACUUGUUGCUGAUGCUUUCCACCACAAAUUUGUGACCAUUGCCUUGUUUUCCUUGAAGGAAUAGCUAACCAGUACUCUUUGUUAUUGUGGAUUAUGCAUCAAUAAAGUUUUUUUAAAAAUA
This is a messenger RNA of Sphaerodactylus townsendi, 940 nucleotides long. It is a transcript of the gene PHF5A, whose product is annotated as PHD finger protein 5A. The coding region runs from base 177 to 509 and encodes 110 amino acids. Gene Ontology annotation, biological process: mRNA splicing, via spliceosome. Gene Ontology annotation, cellular component: U2 snRNP; precatalytic spliceosome; catalytic step 2 spliceosome. The transcript is spliced from 4 exons. The record is from RefSeq and is a predicted model, not a curated record. Lineage: Eukaryota; Metazoa; Chordata; Lepidosauria; Squamata; Sphaerodactylidae.